Molecule: messenger RNA, 1253 nt
Organism: Gossypium raimondii (Peruvian cotton)
Lineage: Eukaryota; Viridiplantae; Streptophyta; Magnoliopsida; Malvales; Malvaceae
Product: probable tyrosine-protein phosphatase DSP4
Exons: 5
Coding region: 200-835 (211 amino acids)
Biological process (GO): protein dephosphorylation
Cellular component (GO): cytoplasm
Molecular function (GO): phosphatase activity
Source: RefSeq, a predicted model, not a curated record
AUUAAAAGAAAUUAAAUAUAAAUAAAUUAAAAGAAAAACAUUUUGUUGGAUUAUAUAAGGAAACCAUGUUCAUGUUCAUCUCCAAUCUCCAUCUUCCUUUUAACUCCCUCUCCCUCCACCUUAAACCACCACCUUCCUCUAUCCGCACUUUUAACUGUCGCCGCCGCCCCACUCUGAACAAAAACCCACAUUUUCAUUCAUGAAAGAAGACAGUUAUAAUACCAAACUAAGCCUAAACCAACAGCCAGCUGGUAGCCAACAGAUGUGCAGAACCAUAGAAGAAGAUGCCCUCGCCGUUGACCACCACGUCGACAUGUCGUCGUCGACUUCAGAUGACCUCAACUUGAUUCCUCCUUUGAACUUUGCUAUGGUUGACAAUGGCAUCUUCAGGUCUGGUUUCCCUGAUUCUGCCAACUUCUCUUUUCUUCAAACGCUUAAGCUCACCUCCAUCAUAUAUCUGUGUCCUGAACCAUACCCAGAAGCCAACACUGAGUUUUUAAAGUCCAAUGGAAUCAAGCUUUUUCAGUUUGGAAUUGAAAGUUACAAGGAGCCAUUUGUAAAUAUUCCAGAGGAUACGAUUCGUGAAGCUUUAAGACUCGUUGCAGAUGUUAGGAAUCACCCAGUUUUAAUUCAUUGUAAUCGAGGGAAGCACCGAACUGGUUGUCUGGUUGGAUGCCUGAGGAAGUUGCAAAGAUGGUGUUUGUCAUCCGUGUUCGACGAGUACCAAAGGUUUGCUGCCACAAAAGCUAGAGUUUCGGAUCAGAGGUUUAUGGAGUUGUUUGAUGUUUCUAGCUUAAAGCAUCUGCCAAUGUCAUUUUCUUGCUUGAAGAAGUAAAAGAAAAAAAAUGAAACCCCAUGUAAUUGAACAGCUUGUGCUUUUCCUGUGGUUUGCAGCGGAGAAUGCUCGGUCCUGCAUAGGAUUAAUUAGGAGAAAAGGCGAUGAGUUCCGGAAUAGCAUUUCGUCGGUUAGGGAAUUCUUCUGCUUCUUAUUAUUAUUAUUCAUCAUUCUGUUUUCGACACCAAUAAAAGGGGUAGCUAGAAGAAGCAAUGUCCCACUGCAAUGUUGUUUGGUGUUUCGGAUCUCCGUUCCGAUCUAUUUCUUCUGUUCUUUACUUGUUUGCCAUGGCGGAUGUAACAAUUAUCAAGUAGCUAUUACAUCUCCUUGUUUAUUUGACAGUUUUUUAGACAAAUUGACUGUGAACUUGAAUCACCAUCAUUACAGGUUUCGAUUAGUGAAAAUUUUACCUGUCCAA